Messenger RNA from Hippocampus comes (tiger tail seahorse), 8508 nucleotides. RefSeq names its product Down syndrome cell adhesion molecule-like protein 1 homolog. Gene Ontology annotation, molecular function: protein binding. The record is from RefSeq and is a predicted model, not a curated record. The transcript is spliced from 32 exons. NCBI's taxonomy places the organism in Eukaryota, Metazoa, Chordata, Actinopteri, Syngnathiformes, Syngnathidae. The coding region runs from base 109 to 6327 and encodes 2072 amino acids. Gene Ontology annotation, biological process: cell-cell adhesion.
GGCCCCCCAAAAAAGAAAAAGAAAAAAAAUUAAGAAAGCCCCCCUCUCCGCGCCUCACGCUUGCCAGGAUUGCAAAUAUCUCCAAAAAAUAUACCUGCUAUUUAUGGCAUGUGGCUUGUAACUUUACUCCUGCUGUACUCUCUCCAAGAAGUACACAGUGAGGAUGCGGGCUCUACCCGGCUGUACUUUGUGAAUGCCUCCCUGCAGAGGGUAACCUACUCCAGCUCGGUGGGGGUGUCCCUACCCUGUCCAGCAGGGGGCACCCCCAGUGCCAUUCUGCGCUGGUACCUGGCCACUGGCGACGACAUCUACGACGUGCCCCACAUCCGUCACGUGUACGCCAAUGGCACCUUGCAGCUGUACCCGUUCUCGCCCUCUGCCUACAACAGCUACAUCCAUGACAACGACUACUUCUGCACCGCCGAGAACCAGGCGGGCAAAAUCCGCAGCCCCAACAUCCGCAUUAAAGCUGUUUUCAGGGAGCCCUACACUGUGCGGGUGGCGGACCAGCGCUCGAUGCGGGGCAACGUAGCUGUGUUCAAGUGCCUCAUCCCCACAGCCGUGCAGGAGUAUGUCAGUGUCGUAUCCUGGGAGAGAGACACGGUUUCUAUCGUUCCAGGGAACAGGUUCUUGCUGACCUCCUUUGGCGCUCUAUACAUCUCAGAUGUUCAGAAGGAGGAUGCCCUCUCCACCUACCGGUGCAUUACCAGGCAUAAAUACAGCGGGGAGACGCGCCAAAGCAAUGGAGCCAGGCUCUCUGUAAUGGACCCCAAUGAGUCCUCACCCACAAUCCUGGACAGUUUCCAAUCAGGGGAGGUGUAUGCAGGCCAGAGUAUCGAGCUCCCCUGCAUAGCAGGAGGUUACCCCAGCCCGACUGUGCGUUGGCUAAAAGAUGGCCGACCGCUGCCCUCGGACGCCCGCUGGACACGGCGUUUGACGGGGCUGACCAUCAGUGACCUGCGACAGGAAGACAGCGGCAACUAUGCAUGCGAAGUCACCAACAGCUUUGGCUCGAAGGAAGUGUCUGGACAGCUUCACAUAAUAGAUCCACUUCGAGUGACCUUAUCGCCCAAGAACCUGAAAACGGGAAUUAGCAGCACACUCUUCUUCACCUGCACUGUGGAAGGUUCUCCGGAAUACACCAUCAACUGGUACCGAAACACGGAACCCAUCUUCCCCGACCAGCACAUCUCCAUCCAGGGUCAACACAAUGACACCCUGCAGAUCACCGCAGCACAAAAGUUCCACUCUGGGGCCUACCAGUGCUUUGCUUCACGCAAGGGCCACACAUCUCAGGACUUUUCCAUCAUUCUGCUCGAGGACGGUACCCCUCGUAUCGUGACGUCCUUCAGCGAGAAGGUGGUGAACCCCGGCGAGCCUUUCUCCCUCGUGUGUGAGGCCAAAGGAGCACCGCCGCCUUCCAUCACCUGGACGCUCGACGACGAACCCGUGGUGCGAGACUCCACCUACAAGACCAGCCAGUACACCCAGUCCGACGGCCUGACCGUGUCCCACGUCAACGUCAGCAACCCGCUCAUCCGGGACGGGGGAGUUUAUCGUUGCGUCGCACGCAACUCGGCCGGCAGCGCCGAGUACCAAGCGCGCAUAAACGUAAGAGGUCCACCCCGAAUCAGACCCAUGCGGGACAUGACGGCAGUGGCAGGCAGGAACACGUACAUAACAUGCCGUGUCAUUGGGUACCCUUACUACUCCAUUAAGUGGCUGAAGGACGGCAUGCAGCUGCCCGAUAAUCACCGCCAAGUGUUGUUUGACAAUGGCACCCUGCGGCUGACGGACGUGCAAAAGGGUGCUGAUGAGGGCACCUACCUUUGUAGUGUUCUGAUCCAACCCCAGGUGUCAAUCAACCAGACCGUGCAUGUUACUGUUAAAGUGCCACCUCUCAUCCAACCCUUCGACAUCCCCUCGACCUCAGUGGGGAAGCUCAUCUACAUCGCCUGCGUCGUGUCAUCCGGGGACAUGCCCAUACGUAUCACCUGGCACAAAGACGGCCAGCUCAUCGUGCCCGGGCCCACCUCUGGCGUUGCGAUCGAGACCAAAGAGUUCAUGAGCUCCCUCCAAAUUUCCAAGGUGACACUAAAACACAAUGGAAACUACACCUGCAUCGCCAGCAACGCUGCCGCCACCGUCAGCUGGGAGCGACAGCUCAUUGUUACCGUACCACCGCGCUUUGUGGUGCAGCCCAACAACCAGGACUGCAUCUACGGCAAAGCCGGAGUUCUCAACUGCUCUGUGGAGGGUUACCCGCCCCCAAAGGUGAUGUGGAAACACGCCAAAGGUAAAGUCAUUGCGGCAUUCCCAGCAGUUAGUUCUACAGCCGCUCAAAUAAAGAAGAAAGUAAAAAAAGCGUUUGGUCGUGCAGGUGUAGGAAACCCCCAGCAGUACCAUCCAGUCCCGCUAACUGGUCGCAUCCAGAUCAUGUCAAACGGAUCGCUGCUCAUCCGACAUGUGCUGGAGGAUGACCGCGGAUACUACCUGUGUCAGGCCUCCAAUGGAGUGGGCUCAGACAUCAGUAAAAGCAUGAUCCUCACUGUCAAGAUUCCCGCAAUGAUCACCAGCCACCCCAACACCACCAUGGCCAGGAAGGGCCAGACCAAGGAGCUGAACUGCACGGCCCGAGGCGAGCAGCCCAUCAUCAUCCGUUGGGAAAGAGGGGACACGGUCAUCGACACGGAGAGAAACCCCCGUUAUUCAAUCACCAUCAACAAGAAGGGCGAUGAAGUCAUCUCCACCCUAAAGCUGAACCCCGCAGACAGAGGAGAUUCUGUCUUCUUCUCUUGUCACGCCAUCAACUCCUAUGGAGAAGGUCGAGGUCUCAUCCAACUCACUGUGCAAGAACCGCCAGAUCCCCCUGAGCUGGAAGUAAGGGAGGUGAAGGAUAGGAGCAUGAACCUACGCUGGAUCCAAAGGUUUGAUGGCAACAGCAUCAUCACAAGCUAUGACAUUGAGUACAAGAACAAGUCAGACUCCUGGGAUCAUAUGUACACAACCAGAAACAUCUCGCCCACCAACAACCAAGCCAACAUUGUCGAGUUGCACCCGGCUUGUGUGUACAGCAUCCGCAUGUAUUCCUACAACAAGAUAGGCCGUAGCCUUCCAAGCAAAGAGCUGACGAUCAGUACAGAAGAAGCACCGCCUGAUGGGCCGCCAAUGGAUGUGAUCCUGCAGCCCAUGACAUCACAGAGCAUUCGGGUCACAUGGAGGGCACCGAAGAAGGAGCUGCAGAACGGUGUUAUCCGCGGCUACCAGAUUGGCUACAGAGAAAACGGUCCCGGCAGCAACGGCCAAUAUAGUAUCGUGGAGAUGAAAGCUACCGGAGACAGCGAAGUAUACACCCUAGACAACCUCAAGAAGUUUGCUCAGUACGGAGUGGUGGUCCAGGCCUUCAACAGGGCUGGGACGGGGCCUUCUAGUACGGAGAUCAAUGCAACCACACUGGAAGAUGUGCCCAGCGAACCCCCUCAGAACGUACGAGCCAUCUCGGUCACGUCGGAUGAGGCGGUGAUCACAUGGGCAGAGCCUCCACGGCUGACGCUGCACGGUGUGCUGAAAGGCUACCGGGUUGUGUUUUGGUCCCUCUUCCCCGACGGAGAGUGGGGAGAGAUGCAGAACAUCACAACCACACGUGAGCAGGUGGAGCUGCGAGGACUGGAGAAGUUCACCAAUUACAGUGUUCAGGUGCUGGCGUACACACAAGCUGGCGACGGGGUCCGCAGCAAUGUGCUGCACAUCCAAACUCGUGAAGAUCUUCCCGGCCCACCGGCUGGCAUCAAGGCAGUUCCUUCGUCUCUUAGUAGCGUGGUCGUGUCCUGGUUGCCUCCCCACAAGCCUAAUGGUGUCAUCCGCAAGUACACCAUUUACUGCUCCAGCCCGGGGUCUAGACAGCCGGCUCCCAGUGAGUACGAGGCCAACCCGGAAAUGCUCUUCUACCACAUCACGCACCUGAGCCGAGGCAAACAAUACCACAUCUGGGCCGCUGCCGUGACGACUGCUGGCCGGGGCAACAUGAGCUCAAAGGUCAUCGUGGAGCCAGCCGGAAAAGUCCCAGCCAAAAUUUUGUCCUUUGGGGGCACGGUGACCACGCCCUGGAUGAAGGAGGUUCGUUUGCCCUGCAAGUCUGUGGGGGAGCCCGCACCAACCAUCAAAUGGACCAAAGACAGCGACGACUCGGCCAUUCCAGUGACAGCUGACAGUCAGCGGCAGAUUUUAUCCAAUGGCACGCUCGUGCUGCGUUCCGUCAAAGCAGAAGAUUCGGGCUACUACACAUGCACGGCCACCAACACCCUUGGUUUUGACACCAUCAUUGUCAAUCUCGUAGUGCAAGUUCCUCCAGACCAGCCCCGCCUGACUGUCUCCACCACUUCCACCUCUUCCAUCACCCUGGCUUGGAUCCCGGGGGACAACGGUGGAAGUUCCAUCAGAGGCUUCGUGCUUCAGUAUUCAGUGGACAACACCGAGGAAUGGAGGGACGUUUUCAUCAGUUCCAGCGAACGUUCCUUUAGGUUGGACAAUCUGCGCUGUGGAACGUGGUACAAGGUGAAACUGGCAGCAAAGAACAGCGUGGGCUCCGGUCGCAUCAGUGAGAUUAUUGAAGCCAAAACACACGGCAGAGAGCCCGUGUUCAACAAGGACCAGCCGCUUCUCACCCAUAUCAACUCCACCCAUGCAGGCCUCAACCUGCAAGGUUGGACCAGCGGCGGUUGCCCCAUCACUGAUAUGAUGCUGGAUUUCAGGCCCAAAGGCACCUGGGCCUGGCAGAGCCUGAAAGCCAAUUCCACUACUCAGCUCUUCCUCAGUGAGCUGCGGGAGGCAACCUGGUAUGAGCUCAAAAUGAAGGCCUGCAACAGCGCUGGCUGCGGUAACCAGAGCUUCCAGUUUGCCACCACCGAUUACGAUGGAAGCACAAUCCCUCCCAUUAAAUCCGCCCGUGGGGAGGGUGACGAUGUGAAAAAGUUGUUUUCCAUCGGCUCUCCUGUCAUCCUGGUCACCAUUGGUGUUGCUCUGCUCUUCAUUAUCCGCAAGAAGCGUAAAGAGAAGAGACUGAAACGACUUAGAGAUGCUAAAAGCCUUGCUGAGAUGCUCAUCAGUAAGAACAAUCGCAGUAUUGACACUCCGGUGAAGGGCCCUCCGCAGGGGCCACGGCUCCACAUUGACAUACCCCGCGUUCAACUCCUCAUUGAGGACAAGGAAGGCAUCAAACAAAUAGGAGAGGACAAAGCUGCGGUGCCAGUGACAGACACAGAGUUCAGCCAAUCAGUCAACCCGCAAAACUUCUGCACAGGCGUGUCUCUUCACCAUCAAGCCCUCAUCCAGAAUUCUGGACCUCUGAUUGACAUGUCUGACAUUCGUCCUGGCACUAACCCUGUUUCCAGAAAGAGUAUCAAAUCAGCCCACAGCUCCAGAAACAGAUACUCCAGUCAGUGGACGCUCAGCCGACCCAGUCAAAGCCAGUCCACAGCCUCCGCGCGAACUCUGACCUCAGACUGGCGGACCAUGGGCUCUCAUGGCAUCACCGCCACUGAGAGUGACAGCUACAGCGCCAGCCUCUCCCAAGACACAGAUAAGGGUCGUAACAGCAUGGUGUCUACGGAGAGCGCCUCGUCUACCUACGAGGAGCUGGCCAGGGCGUACGAGCACGCCAAGCUGGAGGAGCACCUGCAGCACGCCAAAUUCACCAUCACGGAGUGCUUCAUCUCCGACAGCUCCUCUGACCAAAUGACCACGGGCACCAACGACCCAGCGGACAGCAUGACCUCCUUGAGCACGCCGUCCGAGCCGGGCAUCUGCCGCUUCACCGCCUCGCCGCCCAAACCGCAGGACUACGACCGUGGUAAAAAUGUGGCUGUGCCCAUUCCUCAUCGCGCAAACAAAAGUGAAUUCUGCAACCUCCCCCUUUACAUGAAGACGGAUCCCUUCUUCCGCAAGCAAGGGGAACUGCACGAUCCUUGCCCGGCCGUGCCCCCGCGGGAGGCGUCCAUCCGCAGCCUGACGCAGCGUGCGUAUCACACGCAGGGCCGCCACAAGACUCUAGACUCUGCCAAGCAGCAGGCGCUGACGCUGGGCCACUCCGGACUGGGCAGUUUGGGUGCCGGCUCGGGCACGGCCACCUUGCCCCAGAGGACUCUCACCAUGCCCAGCUCCAACGUGGCGGCCACCGCCUCCACGUCCAGCACGAGCAGUAACCCCACCAACAGCGGCAACAAGAUGGGCGGCUCCAGAGACUCGCUGCUGGAGAGCAGCUCCUCCGCGUUGGGCCGGCUGCAGAAACAGAGCGCGGGGGCUUACUCCAAGUCCUACACGCUGGUCUAGUCCAUUCGGUGCCGUCCCACCCCGCGGCCCGGCCCUCAAAGGGCACGCGGCCGCAUUUUGUACCCAACUAAAGGUGAGCUGCCCGCUGCCCUCUCCAUAGGUGUCCUCCUAUGCAGAGACUCAGCUAACUUUGCUUUUUAAUCUCCACGAGGGACUCUCGAAAAGAACUACUAACUCCCAACUAACAGUUAUGGCCGUCUGAUGCUGAGUUCUGGAGUUGUGCAGCCAAAUAUUAAUUAUCUGUGUGGAGCAAAAAGCUCUGAGUCCAUGAUGGCCAGGACUACAUGUCUUAUACGUACGUACACACACACACACACACACUUUCAUAGUUUGAGUAGUACUGACCAUUUGGAGGACUUCCAGUUCAGUUCCUUCUUCUUCUUCUAUCGUUUGCCCUUUGUAUGUCUCUCUCAUAACUAUUGGCAAUCGUCCUCGAAAAGAUGUUCAGAUUCACUUCUAAAAGUCUCGAUUAUCUCGACAGGUGUCAUGCCCUGUGACUAUAUUGUGAAGUCAGGACAACUCAAAUGAACCAUCUGCAAUUACCCCACGUUGCAAAUAGAGAAUGUUUGCUAUUUAAAAAGAUUUAACAUAUAUAUUUCUAUGUAGGUAUAUUGACGUCUAAAUCUAAAUAAAAGAAAUGCUAUGCGCUACGGCAGUGUAGUCAUAUUUACAGAAGUCAGUUAUUUACAAUACCAGACGGUCAAAUUUAAGAAGAAUGAGACAAUCGCUCAAUCAUGAAAAAAAAAAAAAAACAUUUAAUAAAGGUUUGACUAAAAAAAGAAUUAAAGUUAAGUAUGGAUGUUCUGAAUAAAUGUGAAAUAUAAGUGUCACUAUGUGGAAAUGGGAAAAGGCAAGAUUGACUCAUUAUUUAAUAUUAUUAUUAUCAUCAUUAUUAUUAUUAUUAUUGUAUUGGGUGACUGGAUGAUUCACAUUCUAGUUGAAGUCGGUCUUUGCAUUUUAUGUGCAUUUCAUGAAUAAAAUCACUCCCAAACUUCAGUCCGGUGUCUUUCACCAGCAGAUGCUGCUGUUAUCGUCAUGACAACCAGCGCCCAGUCAACCCAGUUGAAGGAAUCCCAGUAGCGAUGUGAGCGUUUAGACGUUUUUAAUGCCUGGGUUUUGAGUUGAGUGCAAGUUAGCAAAUCGUCACCCAAUGAAUAUCUUCCUUGAUGUCCUGUCUGAAGUACUGUAAAAUGUCCCUCAAAUAUGUACAUUCACACAAGAAGCUACUGGAAUGCCUCUCUGAAGCAUCUCCGUGAUAGGUUUUGUGCUUUAUAUUUAUCUUGUACGUUUGUUUCGGGGCGGGUUUAUCUGUUGGUCGUUCCAUUUUCAUCGGAGUUAGUUGGGCUUUAAUGAAAAUGUAGAUUCUAGACUAAAGUCAAGUACGUGGCCUGUCAGCCAAAGCAAAUCAGGGACUCGUAGCUCUUUAUGUCACACAAACUGCUAUUAUGUAUAUAAAUAACAGAGUGGAGGAUGAAUGUCAAAAUGAUGCAUUCGGGCUCCUCUCACUUGCCCCCCCCCCCCCCUUGCAGAUGAAAGAAAAGUGAAAAUAUUCUGACCCCACAACCAUAUUAGAUGCAGCAUCUGCUACUUUUGUCUGUGUUGUUUAUAGAUAGUCUUGUACAUAAAACACAGUUUUGUAUGAAGAGCUAUUUUCGUCAGAAUGGUUAAAGGGGACACGUCAUGGUUGAAUCCCCCAGUUUCAAGAAUUGAAAAAAAAAGUCAAAAAUACAGUAUAUUACUUCUGAAUGGGCAAAACACAUUCCUUUCUCCUUUGUUUUGAUACUAAUUUGUCAGUUUUCUUUUUUGGAAAGGUCUUUGAUGUUGAUGUCAUUUGUUCCAUUUUUUUUUUAAGCAUCAUUUUGUAUUUUGUUGAUCCUCUAAAAAGUCAUUGCAUGCUAGCUAAAAGGGAAACGUUUGAAAGAAAAUAUGUAUGAAAAUCAAAAAUGUCCCAAAAAAAAAAAACAAACAAAAAAAAAAAACAAACAAAAACACGUUGACGGUAUCCCAAACAUUUGUUUGAGUUGCUUGUUACGGCAAUUGCUUGUGUUCAAAAGUACAUUUUCUAUGAAAAGAAAGCAAAAACUAAAAAGAUCAUUCUAACACCUUGUGCAAUAAAGCUAUCUUUCAUACGUCAUGGUUUCUGGAUGGUUUACACAUUAUCUCUGUGUUUAAAAAAAAAAA